AUGCCCAACGCAUUCCGAAUCGCAGCGGAUUUCUCCCAUCUGGGGAGUAUCCUGAUUCUGCUGCACAAGAUGGUGCAGAUGAACAGCUGCUCAGGCAUUUCGUUCAAGUCGCAGGCUCUUUACUUCUUCGUCUACGUCACGAGAUACUUGGACAUUUUCUCCACUACCAGUAUCUACAACCUCAUCUUCAAGAUCCUCUUCCUCGGCUCCCAAGGAUACAUCCUCUACCUGAUGACGAACGCCUACAAGCCCACCAACGACCCCAACUCCGAUACCUUCCGUGUCCAGUACCUCCUCGCAGGCGCCGCUGUUCUUGCCAUCAUCUUCCCCUACAAAUACAGCUUCUCCGAGAUCUCCUGGGCCUUCUCCAUCUGGCUCGAGUCCGUCGCCAUUCUCCCCCAGCUGUUUAUGCUCCAGCGCACCGGCGAGGCCGAGACAAUCACCACACACUACCUGUUCGCCUUGGGAAGCUACCGAGCUCUGUACAUCCCCAACUGGAUCUACCGCUACUUCACCGAGCCCGACCACACCCCCGACUACAUCGCCAUCAUUGCCGGCAUCGUCCAGACCGUCCUCUACAGCGACUUCUUCUACAUUUACUACACGAAGGUCAUGAAGGGCAAGAAGUUCAAGCUGCCAGUCUGA
Messenger RNA from Clonostachys rhizophaga, 645 nucleotides. NCBI's taxonomy places the organism in Eukaryota, Fungi, Ascomycota, Sordariomycetes, Hypocreales, Bionectriaceae. The record is from the annotation of a GenBank genome assembly.